AUGAAUAUCGACUAUUAUGGACGCAUUGCGGAGAGGCUCCAAUUCGACGACACUCCAGUAAUGGUUGGGUCUGCGGCAUGUUUCGUCAUCGGCUUCCUCCAAUACAUCUAUGCCAUCAGACUUCUUAUCCGAGAGGGCCAAGGGCCUAUCCCCUUUUGGAUGCAAACAUUCUACGUAGCUCACGAGUUGACAUUCGUUUACCUCUUUGCUGAAGCUGCGCCACGAUACGACUACCACUGGUUCUUUACCUCAACCUCAUUCUCGCUAGCAGUAUGGGCAGUCCUUGAGAUCUUCUGUAUGUGGUAUACCAUACAAAGCCCAAAAGACCGUAUCGCAACAUUCUCCCAUCUUUUUGGACGACACCCUGCCACUUCAUCAAUCUUGACCUACACUGCCUUUCUGCAACUCGCUAUGUUUGCAUUAGUCUGGGUUCUGAUCGAAUUCCUUGGUCCUGGUAGUUUCAUGCUCACAGGUGCGCUUACCAAUGUUCUCUUAAUCAUUGGGCCGACGCAUGAGUAUCUGUCUCGUGGCUCACGUAAUGGUCUGUCCAUUGGAUUCUGUCUGACUAAUGUUGCUUGUGUUGUAUGGACAUUUGCACCUUUUAGUCUGGGAGCCACGGUGUUACCUGAGAUAUUUGACAAGACAAUCAUGUAUGUUGCAGGAACCAUCUUGCUAGGAUAUUCUGUGUGGUUAACGACCGUUGUUGCGUCGUACCCUGCUAAGACAGCUAUGAAGGGGCAGCCGGUGCCGAUUUGGUAA
Messenger RNA from Fusarium venenatum, 759 nucleotides. RefSeq lists its product as uncharacterized. The record is from RefSeq and is a predicted model, not a curated record. Lineage: Eukaryota; Fungi; Ascomycota; Sordariomycetes; Hypocreales; Nectriaceae.